CCAUUCAUUCACAGAAUUUUAAUUUUUAUCGACUAUUAGAGACUCAUUCUUAAACAUAAUUAGUUUAUAAAUAAUCCAGUGAAUUUAUUAAUUAAAUGAUCAAGUUCAUUUUAAUAUUAGUAGUUGUGGUCGCGGGUAUUGAAGCCGGUCCAGUGGCCCAACCAUUUACAUGUCCUCCCAAUGAUGAUUGUGUGAUCAGUCAGUGUCUGUACCCAAACCUGGAUGACUGCACGAAGUUCUGGCACUGCACUCAAGAUAAGAGACCUGUUAUGAAACAGUGUCCGUCAUCUCUCGAGUACAACGAUUUCAUCAAAGUCUGCGACUGGCCUUCGGACCAGACCUGCAAAUACGCCAACCCUUCCACUAUAGCACCGACAACUAAGCCGACAACUAAGGCCACACCUAAACCCACGACUCAACGACCGACAACUGAGGCGACGACACAGAAACAGACCACUCAAAGGCCAGCAACAACUGAGCCAACUCGAGUGCCCACAACUCAUAGCCCCUCCACCUCUGAGACAACCCGAGAACCCACAACUCAAAGGCCAACCACCGAAAGGCCCGCAACACCUGAGCCAACCCGCGAGCCCUCUACCCAAAGACCAACCACUUCUGAGCCCACCAGAGAACCCACCACUCAAAGCACCACCAUUUCCGAGCCAACCCGAGAGCCGUCCACCGAAAACCCUACCACUCCUGAUGUAACUGAAGAGCCCUCUACUGAAAACCCCACAACCCUUGAGCCCACCACUGAAAGGCCUACAACAAGUGAGCCAACCCGCGAGCCCUCUACUCAAAGCUCUACCAUUUCCUCGACCGAAAACCCCACGACUUCUGAACCUACCGAUGAACCCUCGACUGAAAACCCCACAACCCCUGAGCCAACUCAAGAGCCGUCCACCCAAAGCACCACUACCUCCGAGCCAACCCGCGAGCCCUCCACUCAAAGACCAACAACUGCUGAACCAACUCAAGAGCCGUCCACCGAAACCACAGUCACUAUUGAGCCGACCGACGAGCCCUCUACUGAAAACCCCACUACUCCUGAGCCAACUCCAGAACCCUCUACAUCUGAACCCACCCUCGAGCCCACGACCGAAAAGCCCACUACAUCUGAGCCAACCCGACAGCCAUCGACUGAAACACCAACCCAUGGAUCAACUGCUGUGACACAACCGGAACCGACAGAAGUGCCGACAACCACUCCAUUCGUGUGUCCCAUAGAAGACAUGGAGAAGGGCUGCAAAGGACCCAAAGACUGCUUAUAUCCUAACCCCGAGAGUUGUAACACAUUUAUCCAGUGCACAGUCAAUCCCGACGGCACCGGUACUCAAGUGGUGAUGCCGUGCGCUGUGGACUUGGAGUGGAACGACAACAAAAAGGAGUGCAGUUAUAAGAAUGAGUCCACCUGUCCCGAGACUCCCUGUCCAGAACCGACACCUCAGCCAACAUCCCGUCCCUCAACACAGAGACCUACUGUAGGGCCCACUCAGAGACCAACGACUGAAUCGGAUGUGACGACAGAAGAGACGACAACUCAAGAACCGGACGACACGACCACUGAGUCAGAGCCCGAGAGCUCCUCCACAACCGCACAGACAUCUGAAACCACUGUUGAGACCGACUAUCCAUCAGAGGAACCAACUGUCAGUUCGUCAACAGAGGGACAGACCAGUGAACAACCGAUUACGUCAACACCCGCUGAGACAACCACUGAAUCCGAUGUCACCACACAAUCGGAUAAACCAAUAGUAUCAUCGACAGCGCAGACAUCUCCAACACCUGCCCGGCCAUCAACACCCGAGCCCACACAGGGUUCAGGGUUUGUCUGUCCGGAAGAGGAUAUAGCAAACACUGGAUGCAAAGGACCCAAAGAUUGUUUGUAUCCCAACCCCGAGAACUGUCAGACAUUCAUUCAGUGCACAGUGAAUGCGGACAAUAAGACGGGCACUCCUGUGGUGAUGCCCUGUCCGGCAGGGCUCGAGUGGAACGACAACAUCAAGAGAUGUGAUUAUCCCGAGUCCUCCACUUGUCCUAAAGGGUCCACCGCUAGACCCACUGAACAAACAUCGGAAGCACCGGUAGAGACCACACAAGAAUCAGAAGCGCCAACCGUUCCAACCGAAGAGACCACACAAACACCUGAGGAAACGACUGCCAAUCCAUCGACUCAAUCAUCAACUGAGGGACAGACCAGUGAAGAACCGAUUACUACUUCAACACCGGAUCAGACGACCACUGAGUCUGAUAUCACCACAACUGAAGGAGAUGUGGACACAACCACCGAAACAGAAUCUGACAGCCCGUCCACCACAACAACCAGACAGCCAACUGAGUCCACUUCAGGCAAUCCAUCGACAGAUAGGCCGUCAACAUCACCAGUAGAGGUGUCCACUACUGAAGAGCCCACUGACACGACAACCCCUGAAGACGUCGACACGACUACAACAGAGGAACCAAUUGACAGCACGACCACAAGACAGCCUACAACUGGAGCACCGGUAACCGGGAGCACAGGUAGACCGCAGACAUCGACAACAGAAUAUACAUCACCAUUACCCUGGUCUACACCAAAGCCUACUCGUCCCCCAAUAUGCGAUCCGGAUGACGGUGCCGAUGCUGAUCUUGAUUUGAAAGCCUUGUGCGGCACCGGAUGCUCAUCACAGAGACUGAUAGCCAACCCCAACAGUCAACAGCGAUAUAUAGUCUGUAAUGGAGGCGAUAAUAACGGUGUGAAUAGUAUCCGCAAAUGUAGUCCAGGUUUGCUGUUUGACCCCAAAUACAAUACCUGUGACUACGCGGGUCUCGUCAACCCUACCGGCCCUCAAUAGAACUGGUAGUCAACAGAAUUGCAUUUAAUAUAGACUUCAAACAAAUUGUGUUUUUAAU
Molecule: messenger RNA, 2892 nt
Organism: Oppiella nova
Lineage: Eukaryota; Metazoa; Arthropoda; Arachnida; Sarcoptiformes; Oppiidae
Source: the annotation of a GenBank genome assembly